Messenger RNA from Pygoscelis adeliae (Adelie penguin), 374 nucleotides. Its product is annotated as probable ATP-dependent RNA helicase DDX23. The transcript has 2 exons. The record is from RefSeq and is a predicted model, not a curated record. Gene Ontology annotation, biological process: mRNA splicing, via spliceosome. Gene Ontology annotation, cellular component: catalytic step 2 spliceosome. The annotation marks the transcript as partial. Gene Ontology annotation, molecular function: RNA binding; ATP binding. NCBI's taxonomy places the organism in Eukaryota, Metazoa, Chordata, Aves, Sphenisciformes, Spheniscidae.
CCCGAGAGCUGGCCCAGCAGAUCGAGGAGGAAACCAUCAAGUUUGGGAAGCCUCUGGGCAUCCGCACGGUGGCUGUGAUCGGAGGCAUCUCCCGCGAGGACCAAGGCUUCCGCCUUCGCAUGGGCUGCGAGAUCGUCAUCGCCACGCCAGGGCGUCUCAUCGAUGUGCUGGAGAACCGGUACCUGGUGUUGAGCCGCUGCACCUACGUGGUGCUGGACGAGGCAGAUCGCAUGAUCGACAUGGGCUUCGAGCCCGACGUGCAGAAGAUCCUGGAGCACAUGCCCGUCACCAACCAAAAACCCGACACCGAUGAGGCCGAGGACCCCGAGAAGAUGUUGGCCAACUUUGAGUCGGGGAAACACAAGUACAGACAG